AUGGAAGUACCUUUCCAAGUGAAAUCACUUUUCCCUUAUGAAUCAACUUAUGAAGAUGAUUUAACGUUUGGUAGUGGAGUUGUAAUCACCGUUACCUCAAUUGAAAAUGACGAAUGGUAUAGUGGUGAAUAUAACGGGAAGUCAGGAAUGUUUCCCAAGAAUUUUGUUGAAAUUAUUCAAACUCCAAUUGUUCCAACCCUGAAUCGUCCAACUAAACAUCAACCAAAAGAAGAGGUUAAACAAGAACCAAUUGUUGAAAAAGAAUCUGAACCACAACCACCAGCGCCAGCGCCAGCACCAACACCACAAGUUGAAACUCCAGCAAUUGCCAAACCGGUUAGUGUUGAACCAAGUCAUUCAAUUCCUAAACCAGCAAAUCAAGGAUCAAUUCCAAUGCCAAAAGGUUUUGGUGCCUCAAAACCAGUCGAUCCAUAUAGUAUUAAGAAACAAUUUGUUGCUGCUAGUACUUCAUCUUAUGUACCAAAAGUUAAACCAAGAGAUGAUUCUAAUUUAGUAGCUCAUCCAGUUCAUGAAACUAAACAUGCUGACGUUAGAAGUAGUUUUGAAGAACCUGAAAGGGAACAUAAAGAUGAUAUUGAAGAAGCACAACCAAAGAUGACUCUUAAAGAAAGAAUUGCCAUGAUUCAAAAACAACAACAAGAGGAAGCUGAACGUGAAGCAGCAGCAUUAAAGAAAAAAGAAGAAAGAAAGAAAAGACAAGCAGCUGAAAGAGAAAAAUUACAACAAUUGAAACAUACUCAAGCUCAAUCUCCUCAAAUGGGUGUUUCUACCCAAGGAACUGGUGCAUCUAUUGAAAAUGAAACUCCGGUUUCGCCAAUUGAAGGACAUCAUCAUCACCACCAUCAUCAUCAUGAACACGGUGCAGGCGCAGAAGGAGAUGAUGAUUUAGAUGCUGGGGAGCAAGCUGAAGUUGAAGAUGAACAAGACGAAGAGCAAGAUCAAGAUAGAUAUAACGAAGAGAAAGGUCGCGAUAAAGGUCAAUACGGCGAAGAAGAAGAAGAAGAGGAGGAGGAGGAGGAAGAAGAUGAAGAUGAAAAGAGAAGACGAUUAGUUGAAAGAAUGGCAAAAAUUGCUGGUGGUCGUAAUAUGUUUGGCUUACCAUUUGGUGCUCCAGCAGUUCCACCAGUAACUAAAAAGGAACCAGCUCCAGUAGUUCAUCAUACAGAAGAAGACUCAGAGGAACCACAAGCUAAAGAUAUUAAAAGUGAAGAAGAGCCUGUUGUUCAAGAACCAAUUAGAUUAGAAAAGCGUAUUGUUACUGAUGUUGAAACCACAGGUUACGAUGCUGAUUUAUCUGAAGCUUCCAAAGCCGAGGAAAGAAAAGAAGAAGAAGAUGAUGAACAAGACCUUGAACAUCAACAAGAUCCACAUCCUUAUCGUCAUGCCACCCAUGCUCCACCGCCUCCACCACCAACAACCAGAGAAGCUGACGAAGUAGAAGAAGAAGAAGAAGCAGCUCACGAACCAGAACUGCCAGUUCGUCAUAAUAUUCACCGUGAUAAAGAAGCACCACCACCACCUCCUCCAGUAACUGAAAGACCACCACCUCCACCUCCACCAGUUGACGACCAUCCACCUGCACCAUCUGGACCACCACCAAUUCCAGAAGCUAAUUCAGUAUUUGCUCCAGAAUCUACCCCACCUAUCCCAGGUUCGGCUCCACCUCUUCCAGGUUCAUUUACAGUCCCAUCUAUUCCAUCUACUCUUCCACCAUCUAUUCCAUCAGCUUCAGCACCACCACCUCCAAUCCCAGGCACCGUUCCACCUCCAUUCCAAAGUAGACAUGUGGAAGAAGAUGACGAGGAGGAGGAUGAUAAUGAUGAUGCUGACUUUGAAUUUGUAGAUAAAGCACCACCAGUACCAACUAGUUUACCAAGAGCUCAAACUUUAGGGGCAUUCACUGGUGAGGAAUUGAAUGAUGAUGAACAUGCACCUUCAUUGCCAAAGAGAUCUGCCACUAUUCUUUCUCAUCAUUCAAGUCGUUCUCCUCGUACAUCCAUUGAUUCUGGACACAAGAGAAAAUCACUUGAUUUGUCUAUAAGUAGAUCUAGAUCAUUAAAAGAUAAUGCUUCUAUUAAAAGUCAUGGAGAAAUUACUUCAGAAAUUGAAAGAAUUGUACCUGAUUUGAUUUAUAAAUUAGAGAAUCAAAAGAUUAGCAAUAAAGGUAAUAAGAAAGUUCAAGUUGUUUUAGAACUUGAUUAUCAAAAUGGUACUUUGGUGAAUCAUGACGUUAGAGUUAAAUCUCAUCACUGA
Candida tropicalis MYA-3404 is the source of this 2274-nucleotide messenger RNA. RefSeq names its product Bbc1p (gene BBC1). The coding region runs from base 1 to 2274 and encodes 757 amino acids. Lineage: Eukaryota; Fungi; Ascomycota; Pichiomycetes; Serinales; Debaryomycetaceae. The transcript has a single exon. The record is from RefSeq and is a predicted model, not a curated record. Gene Ontology annotation, molecular function: protein binding.